AAUAAGAGGAAUUAUUGUACUGUUAGAAUAUUUCACUGGAAUUUGAGAACCAAUCGGACUUGGAAGAUGGAACUAAUAUGUACAUCUAUGACAUGUGAAUGUGGGGAAGAGCCCUCUGUGUACAUAAUGCUACUGGUUUCUUGUAGAACUUCAUGUAUCAUGAUGUAAUGGGAAGCAUCCAUUAGAUCCCCAAGUUUGGGUGUUCAGUCACUCUGAGAACAUGAGAAGCCCCAUAGGUUCAGACCAAAGGCCUCUCUACUCCAGUCACUAUCCUGUUCCCACAGUGGCUAGCCAGAUACUUCUGGAAAUGUUAGGGCUGUUCAAAUGGAGAGUACUUUAACUUUCAGUUUAAAGUUCACCUCAACGGAGACAAUAACCUGUGGCUCCUUUAUGAGGGAGUGUUGUGGAAAACUUAAUUUGUAACUUCCUACUGUUCUGGUUUUUUGCUUAUGUUCAGUUAAGAGGCCAAGUUUCAUCUAGCUUUGUCCUAAAUUGCUAGUAGUUCAGAAAUUGAGGCAGAACUGAUCUAUAUGAUUUGGAAAACCUGCCGGUUGAGAGGCUGUCUAAAAACAGAUUUUGCUGAAUCAAGACAAGAUGAAUGGAUCAUCACUGCUGCUGCGAUUUCCUCUCUACCGUUUUCUUCCCAGAAGGUUUCCUAAUAUUCUGAACAGUUUCUGCUGGAGGUCCAGCCCUGGAUUUGCUUUUCUGUAUGGCCAACAACUUAAUUCAUUACAACAGUAUUGUUCAAGGAGGAUGAUAUCUUUAAAGAGCUUGAAGACUGGCCUCCGUUAUCCAGCACUAUUGGAACAGCAAUCACGGGAGCUCUCUGGGCAGGAGCAAAGACUUCUAGACAAGCUGUACAAUGGACUAAUCCAGGGUCACCGAGCCUGCUUGGCAGAAGCCAUUACUCUUAUAGAAUCCACAAACAGUAGGAAAAAGGAGAUUGCGCAGGUGCUCCUUCAGAAGGUACUAUCCUACCACAGAGAACAAGAGCAGUUAAAUAAAGGAAAGCCACUAGCCUUUAGAGUGGGAUUAUCUGGACCUCCUGGCGCAGGAAAAUCAACAUUUAUUGAAUGCUUUGGGAAAAUGCUUACUGAAAGAGGACACAAAGUAUCUGUCCUGGCAGUGGACCCUUCCUCUAGCACUAGUGGUGGCUCACUCUUGGGUGAUAAAACACGAAUGACUGAGUUGUCGAGAGAUAUGAAUGCUUACAUCAGGCCCUCUCCAACCAGAGGAACGCUGGGUGGUGUGACACGGACCACAAAUGAAGCCAUUCUGCUGUGUGAAGGAGGAGGCUAUGACAUUGUUCUUGUAGAAACAGUAGGUGUGGGUCAGUCGGAGUUUGCUGUUGCUGAUAUGGUUGAUAUGUUUGUAUUGCUGCUGCCACCAGCAGGAGGUGAUGAGUUGCAGGGUAUCAAGCGAGGUAUAAUUGAGAUGGCAGAUCUUGUUGCUGUAACCAAAGCUGAUGGCGAUCUAGUUGUGCCAGCAAGACGAAUUCAAGCAGAGUAUGUCAGUGCUCUGAAAUUGCUCCGUACUCGCUCAAAGGUUUGGAGGCCAAAGGUAAUACGAAUCUCUGCCAAUACUGGAGAAGGCAUCUCUGAUAUAUGGGAUAAGAUGACAGAAUUCCGAAACCUUAUGCUUACAAGCGGCGAGUUGGUUGCCAAACGGAGGAGACAGCAAAAAGUGUGGAUGUGGAAUGUAAUCCAAGAAAGCAUGCUGGAUUAUUUCCGGAGUCACUUGGCAGUGAGAGAUCAGAUUCCACUUUUGGAAGAAAAGGUUGUCAGUGGGAUUCUUUCUCCAGGGCUGGCUGCAGACCUACUGCUUAAAGCUUUUAAAGAAAGACCGUAACACGUAAUUGAUAUCAAAUACAUGUAUAUUACAGACAACUUUCUAAGGCUUGAAUUGUUUUUCUUCAGUCAAUUUGCAGAUUUAACCUGGCUCUAAAUGGACAUCAAUCCUAUUUAUUUACAGAAUAGGUUUGCAGUUGUGAUGGUACACAAGGGCCUCAUGCAGCUGUAGUACUGUCAGUUGCAAUUUCUGUGUAAUCUGUAGGAAAUACUAGAAUACUGACAAUGAACACAGUCAUGUCUUGCCUCCAUGAUCAGUAUUUGCCCCAUCAUCUUCAUUGGUAGAACCUUCCAGCUGUUUGAACUGUAUUAAUUCCAAUUUACAGUUAAAAUGGUAGAGCAAAUUACACUUUGGUGUUGUUGUUUUCGCUUUAAUUCAGAAGAGCUUAAUUCUGUUUACACAGCACCUCUAAGGUUAUAUGAAUUAAAAGAUCGUGGUUGAGAUCUGUGUGUGUACAACAGGAGAGAAAUACUUUGUGCUGGAUCAGGCUUUGUAUGUUGUAUGCAUGGUGACCCUAAUUCUUGUGAUAAUUCUAAGGUUGUGCCAGCUGGCAUGUUUUAAUGCCAAGACUUCAUGGGACAAUGGCUUGAUUUAAUUAUAAAAAAGGAGACAUAGUACAAAGACCUUGGAGGAGAAAACAAUGCAAGCUAAUGAUGAGCUUCCACUAGAAAAGAAACUGCUCUAAAGUACACCACAUUCCUGCUAUUUUACUACUGCUGUACUACACCCACAUAAUCUGAUUUUUCUCUUAAAUGCGCAGCUUGAAUGAUCCAUUGUCUGGCUGUUAUAUGGUCAGUGUUGCUCUUAUUAGGAAGUUUUCUCCCCCUGUAUAUCUAAUCUACACUGGUCUUUUGUAAGUCCAUUACUUCCUGUAAUACAAGCUCGGGUAGCCUUUAAUAUGUCAAGCCCUUCUGCAUAUUGCUUCCUUAUUUCUGUAGAACUGCCAUAUACACUUUCCCUUUCUAAUUCCUUGCUCGUAUAGGGAAUAGUUAUUUCUCCUCCCAUCUUGCUUUGCACAUUUAUUUUAAUUUGGACUCGUCUUUUUCAUGCUGUGCUAAGGUAAACAAGGCGCUCUUAAAAAAAGAGAAAGCCAAGUUCUAAAUUAUUGGUUAAUUUUUAUUUUACUUUUUUUAAAACUAAAGUCAGUAGAACACUUUUGUGAAAAUGUAGCCAGGUAAUCUGUUGAAAAGGAACCCAGUUUUUUUUCUUUUGGGGAUGGAACAACAGAAAUGACACAAUAAAAUCAAAGUUGUGUGCUGUUGUGACUUGUCUGAGAGCCCUACCUUGAAGUUCAUUUAAUUCUGUUUCUUAAACAUUUCAAAACUAUUUUGCUCAAUACCAUUUUAGUUCAUUAAGUUGCACUAUGGUGUGUUGGGGACAAAUCAUAGUUUCAGUUCAAACAACGUAACAAGCUGUCCAAACUCAUAGCCGUGCUAUGGUAGGGGGAGUGUGUGAGCCCAAGUUUUGCUUUGUUUUGUUCAUGUGAAACUAAAUUAUGUCCAAAUGUAGCCAAUAUCUUGGAGAUUGGUUGUGAUUUUAAUCUGUUAAUGUUUUUAUAUUACUGUUUAAUGUAAUUGUAUAUUCUUGGCUGUACGUCACCCAGAGUGGUUGGACAACCUCCCAGAUGGGCAACUAAUAAAUUCAGUAAAUAAAUAAAAGUGCCAGAAUGUUCAGCCACCUUUUUGUUAUGGAAAGAAGUGCUGAUUUUCUAGAAAUUGAGGCACAACUUAAGUACAACUUUGUAUAAGGAUUUUGAUACAAUCACUUAAAAACAAAGUCUUGUUGGCAGUUACAGCCUGAACUAAUCAUCUUCCAUUGAUAGAUUCAAGCAAGCAGAGUAUUGCAGAUUUUAAAAAACUUUGAAUAUCAAAGGGAUAGAUAACCAUGUUGGGGGAGCAAGCUCCAGAGCAGCAGAUAUAUUCCUCUGCUGCAGCAUAAGCAACAAAGGCUCCUGUUGUCCCUUAAACAUGUUUAAUGUGGCACUAAGCUACUGUAGAAUAGAGUCCACCAGCAGCAUGUUGUCCUCAGUGGGCAGGUAUAGGCACAUGGGUGUAAAGUAGGGAAAAUGGUAUUUAGAUGGUGAUGAAAUGUAAAGAAGUAUAGUCUGCAAUAACUCAGUUAGAGCUUGCCUUCAGACUUCCCAGGAGGAUCCCUCCGCCUGUGCAGCCUCUGAGACGGGCUCCCGUCUUGGAUGAAACUUUUUCAGUUUUAAAUCCAGUCAGAAGGGUCUUUUUUGACUGGGGAUAAUUUCUUCCGGAUAAGGAAGAAACGUGAGAUUUCCCACACAGCUUUGUUGUGAUUGUUGGAGACUGGAAUUUGUCAGAAUUGUCUGUGAAAGAAGGUCUUCCAGCAGCUUGGACGGAGCGAGGAUUUCUAGCUAGCUCAGCUGAAUAAGUGACCCGUUUUUUUUUUCUUUAAAGAAAAACGGACUAACAGGCAAGCAUUCUCCUGUCUACGCUUAUUACUUAUCUAUACAGCUAAAGAGAUUUGUCAAAGAACCAGCAAUUAAGAAAACCUGGAUGAGUCAAAACUUUCCUUCUCUUUUACUCACGGAACUAAGGGGGAAGAAAAUAAAAAUAGCCUAUCUUUUUUUUAUUGCAAAAAGCUGACAUGGAAAAUAGCAUUAUAAAGAUUACAACGGAUGAGGGGUUUCUGAUUGGAAGAGAAAAGAAAAAUCUUUUUGAUUUAUAAGACUUUUGUGUAAUAUAUGUCUGGGACUAUUUUUUCUGAUCUACUUUUUUUUUUGACGAAUCUGCUCAUUCUUUCUGCUACUAGUUAUUUGGACGCUGUAAACUAAAGCUGUUUUUGCACUUCUGGGCAUAUAAGAGAUAAGGGCUGUCUAGAGUGUGACGCCAGUUGGUUUGCAAGAUUAACUCCUUUGUAACUGGAUAAAGAAAUAAACUGCUCUUUGCUUGGGACAUUGAAAAUUGAAGGAGUUUUGUUCCUUUGGCUUUAAGAAUGACAAUUAAGAAGAUCAUGGAUGUACAAGAAGGGACUUUAUCUUUAGACAUGUUUCAAAACUAAUGAAUGGGAUUAAGUCAAUAAAACAAGAACUGAGAAAUAAUAGUCAAGCGUUGAGAAUUGAAUUUGACGAAAUGAGACAGAAGCUGAAAGAAAUUCAGGAUUCUAUGAGAAAGGAGAAUAAAGAUAGAUCUGGAAAACCAAAAAAGGAUGAAAGAGAAAUUAAAGGCAAGGUUCAAACUACGGAGAUUGGAUUAAAUAUGGACAUGGAAAAAGAUUUGGAUUUCCUGGCUGUGAUGGAUCCUGGAGACAAAUAUUACGGUUUGGAACUCAGCACUGUCCCUGAAGGAAUUGAAGAGAUUGGAGAUAAAGAUAUUAUCGGUUCAAAAAAAUUCCUGGACUGGAAGGAUUUGAUGGAACUUGAAAUGGAGAAAGUUAACAGAAUUAAUCCCUGUUUUGUGUCAAUGGAAAAAUCUUCAAGAGAUGUGCUAGUGUAUCAUGUAAAAAAGGAACAGAGAUGCGGCUUUGCAACAAUACUUCAGUGAUACGUUCGGAAUUGAUGGCAAGAAAAUAUCUGUGAUAAAGGAAAUUCCUAUCAGACUCUUAUUAUAUGACUAUGACAGCAAGAUUAUGGGGUGCGUAAAGAUGGAAGAUGGAAGAUGGAACCAAUACGGAUAAUGGAAGAAGAGCGAUUUGAAAUUAUUGGAUUUAGUAGACUUGAUGAGUUGGAUUAAUUGACAUGUUUAUCUAGAAAAAAAAUUGAUGGACAUAUAUCUCAAGGAUUGGAAACUUCUCUUUGACUUUUUGUGGAAGAAUAAAAUGAUAUGAUGUUAAUGAGAUUUGAAACCAAUUAAGAUAACCGCUGGAGGAAGGUGAUUUUAUAAUCUAUUAAGAGACAGGCUUGUUAUAUA
This is a messenger RNA of Rhineura floridana, 5720 nucleotides long. It is a transcript of the gene MMAA, whose product is annotated as metabolism of cobalamin associated A. Bases 595 to 1848 code for a protein of 417 amino acids. The transcript is spliced from 7 exons. The record is from RefSeq and is a predicted model, not a curated record. Gene Ontology annotation, molecular function: GTPase activity; GTP binding. NCBI's taxonomy places the organism in Eukaryota, Metazoa, Chordata, Lepidosauria, Squamata, Rhineuridae. Gene Ontology annotation, cellular component: cytoplasm.